This is a messenger RNA of Anarrhichthys ocellatus (wolf-eel), 1877 nucleotides long. RefSeq names its product cytochrome P450, family 4, subfamily T, polypeptide 8 (gene cyp4t8). NCBI's taxonomy places the organism in Eukaryota, Metazoa, Chordata, Actinopteri, Perciformes, Anarhichadidae. Gene Ontology annotation, molecular function: iron ion binding; oxidoreductase activity, acting on paired donors, with incorporation or reduction of molecular oxygen; monooxygenase activity. The record is from RefSeq and is a predicted model, not a curated record. The transcript is spliced from 12 exons. Bases 151 to 1698 code for a protein of 515 amino acids.
GUGCAUUCUUCUCCACUGCUGAUGGUUGCAUCACACUACCGUGGCCUACUUUAAAGUUCGUUGCGUGCAGUUCUGUCAUCUUGAAGACCACCUUCUGUGCGUUCAGAGUUGGUUUUUUUUUUGCUUCAGCGAGGCUCGUUCUCAACCGCAAUGGACUCAUUUUCGGCUUUCGCGAAACUUCAUUUCGGCUGGCCUCAAAUGCAUCACUUGUUCGCCCUACUUUGUCUUGUGGCCGUCGUCUAUCAAUUAACAAUCUUGUUCGCUCAAAGAAGAUUCGCGCUUCGAAACGUUGAGGCUUUUCCGGGACCACCUACGCACUGGCUCUUGGGAAACAUGAAGGAGUUCAAACAAGAUGGGAAAGACUUGGUCAUGGUUGUGAAAUGGGGACAGCACCACCCAUAUGCUUUCCCAAUGUGGUUUGGACCCUUUGUUUGUUAUUUUAUCAUUCACCACCCGGAUUAUGUGAAAACGGUAUUCACAUCAACAGAGCCAAAAGAUAAUUUUGCAUACAGUUUCUUUGAGCCUUGGAUUGGUGAAGGUUUAUUGCUGUCAAAAGGUCAGAAGUGGUUUAGACACAGACGGCUCUUGACUCCAGGUUUCCAUUAUGAUGUUUUGAAACCAUACAUAAAUCUGAUGUCAGACUCUACUAACACUAUGCUGGACAAAUGGGAAAGAUAUGCAAACAGCAAUGAGUCCUUUGAAUUGUUUGAACACGUGAGCCUCAUGACACUAGACAGCAUCUUCAAGUGUGCCUUCAGCGACAACAGCAACUGUCAGACUGAGAGUGGAAUAAAGGCAUACAUCAAAGCGGUGUUUGACCUAAAUUACCUCAUUAACCUGAGGCUCCGGACAUUUCCAUACCACAAUGACCUCAUUUUCUACCUCAGCCCACACGGCUUCAGAUUUAGAAAAGCAUGCAGGGUGGCCCACAGACAUACAGAGGAAGUCAUAAGAAAGAGGAGAGAAGAACUAAAGGAGGAGAAUAAGCUGGAUCGCAUACAGACCAAGAGAAACUUGGACUUUCUGGACAUCCUUCUCUUAGCAAGAGAUGAGAAUCAACAAGGUCUGUCAGAUGAAGAUAUACGAGCAGAGGUGGACACCUUCAUGUUUGCGGGCCAUGACACCACAGCCAGUGGCUUGUCUUUCAUCCUCUACUCUCUGGCCUGCAACCCGGAACACCAGAAGCUUUGCAGGGAAGAGAUCAUUCACGCUCUGGAUGGCGAGGACACCUUUGCGUGGGAGCAUCUCAGUAAAAUUCCAUACACUACAAUGUGCAUAAAAGAAUCCCUCCGCCUUUACCCUCCUGUGCCAGGAAUAUCCAGAAUCACCACCAAACCCAUGACCUUUUUUGAUGGAAGGUCUUUGCCAAAAGGUUGUCUUAUUGGAGCAAGUGUGUUUGGGAUUCACAGGAAUGCAGCUGUCUGGGAAAACCCUGAUGAGUUUGACCCACUGCGUUUUCUUCCGGAGAAUGUUUCCAGGAGGUCCCCACAUGCAUUCGUGCCCUUCUCAGCGGGGCCAAGAAACUGCAUUGGUCAGAACUUUGCCAUGAAUGAGCUGAAAGUGGUGAUGGCCCUGACACUGAAGCGAUACCAGCUGAUAGAGGACCCCACUCAGAAACCCAAGUUAAUUGCUAGAACGGUGCUUCGCUCAAUCAAUGGCAUCCACAUCAAGAUCAGACCUGUAGACCCACAUGGGUAAAUGCAAAAAGGGUAAAUGCUCAAACCUGAAUGAAGAACUUUAACACUGAUGGGUAAUAAUGAAAUAGAUAACUCUAAAGUAUUUUAUUUAGUGAGUGAACAUUUUGGGUUAGAAAUUACUUGCUGAAAAAGGAGUUGAUAUUUUUGCACUUAACAUGUGGAAAUAAAGAAUAAGACCUC